CCGAGUGUCCGCUACAAGUCUCCACUGUCGUGGAUAAAAAAGCGAGAUAGUAGUACGACUCAAUAUCAGUUUGGUAUCACUGAUCUUUCGGCUUUCGUCAACCUGAUCACCUGUCUCCUCGAGCGAGCACGGUAACGGCAGAAAGAUGUCACGCAGGGCGAUCAAAGCGAUUAAUUGGUCGGCACUCGCCGAAAGAGUUCCGGAGACGGAAAGGGCCGCAUUCGUCGCUUUCAAAGCCAAAUCUGAUGAACACCUGCGACGAAUGAGUGCAAAUCCAGAAACAGUGCCAAAACUAGAUUGGGCCUAUUACCAGAAGAAUAUCCCGCUGGCUGGAUUAGUCGAUAAAUUUCAGAAAGAAUAUGAGUCCCUGAAGGUGCCGUAUCCACCGGAUAAUUAUACUUCAGAAGUCGACGCUCUAGAAAAGAGAGUGAUGGCUGAACUUGAGAAGUUCGCACAAGAGUCAAACGAGCGCAUUGCUAAAUCCACCAAGGAAGUCGAAAGAAUAAAGAAAAUGUUACCGUUCUCCGAAAUGACAAUGGAAGAUUUCCGGGAUCUCUACCCGCAUAUAGCCAUAAACCCGGACAAACCCACGGUAUGGCCGCACACACCUGACGUACAACCGGAGAAUGAGAAAGGACGACCAUCGGUUCAUUAACAUGCCACGGUGCACUUAGAAUGAUUGGAAUCUGAUAUGUAGUCAUGAUUUACCUUCAGCGUAUAAUUCAAGAUAUGUGCUGAGAUGAUAAAAGAUAUUGUUAUCUCUGUAAUUAUCGUACACGUGCAGAAGUAAGUUUACAUAUCUAGAAAAAUAUGUUAAUUCUUCUUUCAACAGAGUGUGCUUGUGCAUUGUAAAAUGUAUAAACAGAACAGGUGUUCAAAUAUAAUUGGAGAUGUAUUAAUAUA
Messenger RNA from Ooceraea biroi (clonal raider ant), 903 nucleotides. RefSeq names its product ATP synthase, subunit D. Lineage: Eukaryota; Metazoa; Arthropoda; Insecta; Hymenoptera; Formicidae. Gene Ontology annotation, biological process: proton motive force-driven ATP synthesis. Gene Ontology annotation, molecular function: proton transmembrane transporter activity. The record is from RefSeq and is a predicted model, not a curated record.